Molecule: messenger RNA, 3633 nt
Organism: Cephus cinctus (wheat stem sawfly)
Lineage: Eukaryota; Metazoa; Arthropoda; Insecta; Hymenoptera; Cephidae
Product: ninjurin-2
Exons: 4
Coding region: 1276-2184 (302 amino acids)
Biological process (GO): tissue regeneration; cell adhesion
Cellular component (GO): membrane
Source: RefSeq, a predicted model, not a curated record
UCCUUUAUCGUUAUUGAUCGAAUCGCGAGAAAUGUAUAGGAAAUAUUUACAAGUUCUUUUAUGUUACGUUUAGUCGAUAUCUCUGCGUCAUUUCCCAUAUACGUAUCUAGGUGAACUCUGUGUUCUAUGCCAGGGUCAAAGAUGUUCAUGCAAUAGUUAUAAAUUCAUAUACGCUCUGUGGAAGGUAACUGUAGUUGAAACAUGUUACGUGACAUGAUUAAUAGUUAUUUACAAUGGCUAUGCAAUUAUUAUUGGGGAUCGAUAAACGCCCAGGAAGUGAAAGAAUACAACUUUUACAGUGUGAAUAAGACCCUCAGCUUAGUAUGUUUUUUUACAUUUCACUACGAGAUAUACUUUGCACAGGAUGAGUUUCAUUUAUGUUUUCUAUUUUAUGUUAAUGUUGUAGAGAGUUAAAAAAAUUAAACAGGAAGCUCCUGAAGGACAGAUUAAACUAUUUUCGCAGUCUUCUUUUUUUUUUGGAAUCUGGUGUUAAAAAAUAUUUGUGGAAGUCGAGGGUUAAGAUGUUUAAUUGCAAAUCAUGUGGAAUUGGAUAGGAAGUGAUUUGCUUAAAAUAAACAAACUUCCUUGAAUCGCUUCAGGAAUUGUGCAAUGAUUACACGAGGAAUUUAUAAUGAUGUGACAAAAUUACGGUAAAUCAUUAUCGAUAAAAGAAUAAAUUAUGCAAUAAGGAACGAGAUUUUUGUGAAAGUAUAAUUAUUCAGGAAUCUCAGAAUUGGUAUUCGUUGAUUAUAUUCGUGUAAAUUUUUAAUUAAUUGCCAAAGGCAAUCGUGAUAUCUUUAUUUUCUCAUCAUUCCACCAUGCUAUCGUUAUCUAAUUGAGUUAUUGACAGCUAUCAUAAAAUGAUAAUCUUUAGCUCAAGCUACUUCAGCAGUUAAAGUACCGUUAUAUUGCAACAAUAGAAAGCUUAGAGUUAAGCGAAAGAAGCGCGAAGAUACAAAUGGAAAAAAAGGGGGCAGUAGAAGUUGAGUGGCGAUUUCGAAUCCUGCGGCAGUAGCGAAUCGUCGCGUGGGUUAUUGAUCCAACCAAUCAGUCGAGAAGAAACGGGUGCAGGAGUGACAGUCGCUCGGAAACCGGGAUUGGCUAAUUCAAAUAUUUUUCUCUCCUAUAUAAAUAAACGUUGAAUUUUUCUCUUGUGCAUUUCGUUAAAUGGAUGAUAGUGAGAAUCUUUGGUAAUUUACGAAAAAAAAAAAAGAAAAAAAAACAUCGGAACGGGUAACUGAACAUUUUACUUGGAUAAUUACGUUACAGCGGAUCAUGUCGCGUUCGAAAGUAGUUAUUGAAAAUAAUUUGAAACCGUCACAAUUUGGCAAAUUGGCUUCGGGCGGGGAUGAUUUCGAUGAUAUAUACGAGGAUCCGUUAGAAAAAUCAAAACCGUCCCAACCGAUUCACGGAGCGUCGUCUGCUCGGACAGAGGAACGUUUUAGAAACGAACCAGAAGUAAUGGAGUUCUCUAACGCUAGAAUUUCACGUGCUAAUUCGGAAGUGCCAGCGACCAGUUCAAAUGAUCAAGACAAUUUUCAUCCAGAAAGUGAAAUCGCAGUUAACGAAUCGACGGCCAGUGACAAGCAGGAUAAUCGAAACUCCAAAGUAUUCAGUGUAUCGAUCGUGGAUAAUCGAAACUCGCAAAGGUUCGAAAAUGCCGUAGAAAAUAUCGCAGUCGCAAACAACGAGACAACCUCAGGAAGUAAGGAACUUCUCACGGAAAAUCCGGAAUCCGAAAAGACUAAAAAGCAGGACAAGGCCGACAUUAGCUUGAGAACCAUCAUCGACAUUGUCAAAUCGCUCGAUGCAAAUCGUUACGCAACAAAGAAAACAAUUGCACAGGGUAUGCUGGACAUUGCCCUCCUCACUGCCAAUGCAUCCCAGCUGAAAUACAUAUUGCAGGUCGGAACUCAACAUGAAUUUUAUAUUUUGAUGCUGUCGCUGAUAUGCGUCUCCAUUGGAUUGCAGGCCGUCGUGGGUAUACUCUAUCUAAUCGUCGGUGGAUUAGACAUCAAUCGCGAGAGGGAUCAUCGGGCCGCCUUGAUUCUAAAUGAUCUGAUCCUCGUCGGUGUCUUUCUGAUCAGUUUGGUGAACGUGCUGGUUUCCGGUUUCGGUAUGGAGCACAGUAAUCAGCCGCUCCAACUGCUAACACACAGGAUGGAGAGAACGGAGGAAACGUAACCAAUAAAGAAAAGACAUUCAAAUCGAGUCGUACGAUCGGGCCGUUUGCAUUUCCGAGUCAUUAAAUAAAAAUAAUCAAUAUAUCGUCAAUCAUUACGAGAUAAGAUUCUGGGAGUCAUCUUGGGUGUGUUGCUGAUCAUGCUGGACCUCAAACGGAACGAGACUGUUCGACGAGUCCAAUUGGCUAAUCACGCCGCUUUGGCAGUCGCCACUGGCGCCACCUUUUGCGACGUCGUUAAAAUGACUUUCGGUUUCGAUCCUGCUGUACCAAAAUUAUCCCAUUUCAAUAUUUCCAGAUCCCUGUAAUCUUAUAAUAUCCAUUAAAAAUCCAGAUGAUGUCUCCAUUAUUUUUUUACUUUAUAAUCACCAUUAUUUUCGGACAUUGAACCAUUUUUAUUAUUUAUUCUAUUAUCAUGGUGUAAUUACUUUGUUUAAUUAUCUUUAGUUGACGCUCCCAUUUAUUAUUAUUUCUUUUUUCUUUUUUGUUUCCGUUAUCCAAUAACUCCAUCAGCUGAUCCAAGGUAUUAUUUGCGUCCUGCUGGGGUCCUCUCUUAAUAUAAACAAGCAACAAGAUCAAGGGAAAGCCAAUAUAUGGAACAACAUUUGUUUGACGUUGAUGGUUUUGACUGUUGCUGUCAACGCUGUUAUAUCCGCAUUUGACAUGCGUGGUACCAACAGUAUUACGUCCGGAAAUACGCCGGCGGCAAGUACGCAAGCUUCCGGUGUCCGAUAAUGUGGUAUCGGGAUACAGUUGAACCAAUGUGAUUAUUUUUAUUGUAAAUACCAUAUAUCAUUAUAGGCGAAUUCAACACAUGUGCGUACAACAGCAUAUGUAACGUUGUAAACUUAUGAGAAAACAUUUUUGAACUAUUAGUUAAGAAACUGUAGCUAUUACUCGAAUACGUUACAAAAAAAUGACUGUCAAUAUAAAAUUACGAAUAAUUGUUAAAUAUGACGUAUUUUCUUUUUAAUGAAGAUGCUGAACUCGUUUAAGAUGCUAAUCAGUAUACAUAGAUAAGACAUUUUUUUGUUUAGAAAAAUUUAAUUCUUAUUUUUGAUUACUGUACUGUAUUUCGCCGUGAUAUAUGUCAGCUUAAAGAUAUUUAAAAUAACCAAUCUUAAUGAAAUGACAAGAAAAAUAAACCUAUAUGAUUUUAUGCUAUAAGCAUAUUUUUUCUGCUUUAAUCAAAUACGUAUUUAACAGUUGUUGAAUUUGAUGAUUGAUCAUUAUAUUCGAUGAAUUUGUGCGCAACUAAUAGGAUUUUAAUGCGACAAAGAAAAAUGUUGAUAUUUAAAAAUUUUUUUCGCGCCCUUAUUAUUCUAUGUUGAAAUUUUCCUGCGAUCCAGUAUGCAUCAUUUCUUUCCGCCUGCAAUGAUAAUGCAACAAAUUAUAACAUAAACAUCUGUCAAUAAUUGCUAACAAAAUAAAAGUGCAAAAUGUAUUAUUUA